AUGUAUGUUAAGGAGGCUCACCAGUACGACCCGGGCACAACACUAAUAUCUGCAAUGCAACGGGUUCCUCUGAAUGUUGGGGGAACUUCUGACCAAUAUGAGGGCGCAUCCCGCUUUGCCGCCCUCGUGAGGUGCAGUGUACACGAGGCACAGGAAUGGCUGCGUCGCAGUUCUGGUUCUUUUGAAACAGCUUUGAAUGAUUAUCUUACCCAACAGCGGUCACCAAAGAGGCAUAAAUUGUCGGCAACUCCACCUCGUCCAUGCAACCAGCAUUUAGAUACACCAUGUAGCCCACUUACAGGGGACGUUGCCCCUGGUAAUCCCACGAGGGUGCGGACGGGGCACUUAGAAAACCCCGAGGGAGCAAAUUCAGCGUUACUUGAUGAGACGGGACAAUCGAAUGCCCCAAAAGGUAGAGAUGCAUUUGGUGGGAGCCGUACGUUAAUGAUAGACUUGGCUGGCGAAUCAGACGAAGAAGAGGAAACUGCAGUCGGAGAAGUUGAUGGGCGCGAUGCAAGCAACUCAUCGGGCGAACUUAGGGACAAGGGAUGCAGUGGCAACGAAGUACUCCCCCCUACAUCUGUAGGGGAGUAUUCCACUCCUGCUGUCGACGAUCUUCCGGACGAUUUUUCCUUUUGUCUAGGCGAAUGCGUAGCAAACGGCACCGUCACCAGCAGUACAAUCAGUAAAUUCAGCCUCACAGACCCGUUGACACUGAUGGUAGAGGUGCGGCUGCCACACACACAACGUUGGGGGCCACAGCAGGGCUUCCGCAGGGCAAAGCUACCAAACAGUGGUUACAGGAUAGUUUAUAUACACCUCAACGACCCCAUUCUUCUGGAGCACCAAAGGCGCCUGGGGCAGCCCAACCUCCGCGGUCAAUGCCUUGAUAAGACCCCACUUUCCACAAGUGCUUCAUUGAAUGCAUCGAACGGCACAGGAGGAAAAUGUUCCAGCCGUUGCAACCAGCUUGCAGGACUGGACUUCCACAACCUUCUUUCCAGCAUCUCUGAACAGACGACUUUCUUGCGCCUUCUCAUUGACGGCAGGGAAGCUGUCCGCUUUGACAGGGAAGUGGCUAGCGCCCUAGCCCCUUUGCUCCUUUUAGGAGCUAUUAAGGUCGACAUUUGCUGGCUACCAGACCGAAUGCCACCCCGCCGUCUCGCUAUUAACAGCAAUCUCUCCGUCCGCAUGAGUGUGCAUGUGACCACAGGAUUAUCUACAGUUUGGCUCAACCACAUAAGUGUUCGUCGCUUUCGUCGGUGGGGGGAUCCGUAUGUGAGUCAGGUGCACUUUCCUGUUCUGAUCGGAGGCGCCUUUGACUCACUUUUGCAACUCCUGGGUAUGCAACCCGUCAAUACAUCCUCACGGCAAGCGGAGGAAAGCUAUUCAGCUGACUUGGGGAUGAACAAAGAGGCCGAAAUUGGCGAGUGUCUGAAUAAACUUCAUGGACCCAAGAGGUUUAAAGGAUCCGCUGAAAUCGGAAAAGAUGAUGCAAAUGGAGAAUUAGAACCCUCUCUCAAAGCAAGAUCUCGUGGCUUCACAGGGGAGGACGAAACGGGUGAAGAUAGUGAUGGGACCCAUAUCAUUGAUGAAGAUGACGAGGAAGUUGAGGAAAGGAGCGAUGAUCUCUGCCAACUGGUCUUGGAAGGGCGGGCUACAUCCGAUGACCCGCAGCGCCAACCACAGCAACGGCGCAGUCUGGGCACUCUUUACCCUCCAACAAGCAUGUUUGUUUCCCGCCUUCGUCCUUAUCAGGCUCAGGGCCUUUGGUGGAUGCUCCACUGUGAAUCUGAACAGAGGUUGAGCCUGGAAGAUGAAAGUGAAGAGCUUGACCCGCUUUGGGCAAAGUAUAGCCUUUCCCCAGCCGCAGCUCCUUAUACUACUACUGAUUUAUCGCUUUACGGUUCGACACCCAUUCAGGCCUCCUCGGGUAACAAAACUGCCAGGGCGUUCGUCCCUAGAUGUUUCUAUGUGAAUACUAGCUGUGGGCUUGUUUCAUUGGAGAAGCCAAGCACAACCGGCCGAGUGAGAGGCGGUAUUUUGGCGGACUGCAUGGGUCUGGGGAAAACUGUUCAAGUUCUCGCUCUCAUUGCCUUCGGCGAAUUUCAGGAGAGGGAUCCUAAAGGUGCUGCUUCCUGGUUGGCAGCUUCGGAAGGUGGCUGCGCACGCGACACGGAUGCAACUUCAAGUGCAGCGAAGCCAGGCUGCACCGCAGACAAACUCGGAGGGGCUCCCGCUAACGAAUCGGAUACUUUUGCUUCAGCGCAGCUGUCUGCAUCACCAAUAUCUGUAAGCUCUGACGGCGAUGCUGCAGACCUGAAGGAAGUCAAUUCAAUCGAGCGUCCAAGAGAAGUGGGAAGGGACAGCCUGUUGGCCGUCGAUCCCCGCAUUCUACAACGCAGCCUGAAACGCGGGAGAGACAAUCUUUUGCGAGGUGGAACACUCAUUGUUGUGCCGCUGUCGCUUAUUGGGCAGUGGUAUGCAGAGGUGAAGAGACACCUAGUACGCGGGGUGGCAACGGUCUUGCAGUAUUACGGUACUGCGCGUCCAAGAGACCCCAAGCUGCUUGCUGCAUACACCAUUGUGCUCACGAGCUACCAAACACUAGCAUCCGACUUCCGUCAGCUACCUAAGCAUAUGCAGUCGGAAGGAGGAGGCGUGAAUUGUGAUCCACGUUCAGUCAGCACACUGGAUCUAGGAUCCGUCCCAGAAAGCCCCAUUGCAAGCAUUCGCUUUCGGCGGAUUAUUCUAGACGAAGGUCACGUCAUCAAGAAUACCUCUUCGCUCGUAAACCGCGCAUGCAAUUCUGUGGAGGCUGACUCACGUUGGAUAUUGACGGGGACGCCUCUGCAAAAUGACCUCUCUGACGCAUUUGCCCUCGUUCAAUUUCUCCGCGUCUCACCCGUGGGUAGUCGAAGGUGGUGGAGGGCAAAAGUAACUCAAGCUAUGGAAAAAGGAAUGGUGCGGGAGGCGGUCGAAACAGUUCGGAACAUUUUAGCUCCGCUGAUGCUGCGCCGGCACGGGGACGAACUGGGAGAGGAUGGAAGACCACUAUUGCCGCUUCCACCGCUCACAAUUCACACAUUCACUCUACAUCUUACCUGUGAAGAGCGUCUGUUCUAUCAGACAAUUUUUGAACAUAGCAAGGCCAAAUUUGACCAACUCGUUCAGAGUGGCCAAGUUUUGCAGCAUUAUACGCAUGUCCUUCAACUCCUGCUGAGGCUUCGACAAGCAUGCAAUCAUCCCCUGCUUCCGUCGCACCGUGAACAGCAACGCCGUCAACAGUUCAUCGACGCAGUCUGCCCCGCGCAGGACCAUCCAAAAUAUCGCAGCAAUGAUGGCGUCGAAGUAGUGUUUAACUUGUCCUCCUCUUCACGGCCGGCGCCCGAUUUCAUACUGCAAAAAUACAUUCAGGAAGCUUUGGAGGGCAAACUUAAAGACUGCCCGGUUUGUCUUGAGCCGCCAGCCGACGCAGUAGUGCUAACAAGUUGCUGGCAUGUCCUUUGCGUCAACUGCGUCCUGUUGUUGCAAAAUAGUAAAAGCGGCGCAGUAGCGGUUUGCCCAACGUGUAACAGUAAGUUCCUUCAUCAGCAUGUUCGGCUGCUCCCGUGCAAGCCGAAGGCGUCUACCCAGCAGUGGAUUGAUGUCGUGCAAAAGAAGCACCGUGAGGCGCUUGCAGCUGCUGGCAACAAUAAAGAAUCAAAACACGGCAACCAGCUCGCAGCGGAAGAGGCACAGAAAAGGGACAAAGCGUGUUUAGGUGCGGAUUUGCAUGUUGCAUCCCCUACGGAACAAGGCUCUACGCAUUUGAAUGGGUCUGCUACAGUUUCUGAGGUGGCACUUCACGAAUUGUCUGACCACAGCUUUUUCUUUAGUACGAAGAUGCGACUACUUCUUGCGCUCUUGGAUGCCGAUGUUGCGGCUGGAAGGUCUUGCGUCAUCUUCUCGCAGUGGACAUCAAUGCUGGACCUCGUGGAGAUGGCAUUUGCACGCGUUGAAACCGUUCGCAGCACAGAGCAACCUGAUGCCCCAGGUGCUACCAAUGAUGAUGAUGACAAUGAUGUUGUUGAGAUGGGAGCCACUCAUGCAGUGAUAAAGGUACCACAGUUUCUAAGUGGAAAUCUAAGCAAGGAGGUAACUAGAGGUGGAAACGCCAGCCCAAACCAACAGGGGACACCAAUGAAGCGACUGUACAACUACCGCCGGAUUGACGGAACUCUAGGUCUAGAGGCCAGGCAACGCAUUAUACAUUGGUUUUCGGAGGAUAGCUUGCAUUCGACAGCACGUACAGUAGUUUCGUGUACAUCGAGAGCAACCGAGACGGAAGGAGCACCUUUUAUGGGUCAAUUUAAUCUGCAACGUUUCAUCUGCACGACACACGGGACUGGCGCUUCGCAUAGGGCAGGUGCUCCUUCACCGAAGCCAUUCACCACAGGGAAGCCAACCAGUGCAAGCAAAUCUGAGGUGGAUAUUUCCCCUCAUCACCGCGGAAAGAUACUCUUGUUAUCUUUAAAGACAGGGAACGUAGGGCUUAACCUCGUUAAAGCAACACGUUGUUACAUCAUUGACGGUUGGUGGAACCCUCAGGUCGAGAAGCAGGCGAUGAGGCGCCUCUGGCGGUACGGACAGGAUCAACCAGUUUCUGUCUACCGCUUUGUGUGCGCUCGAACUGUUGAGGAGCGGAUGGAGGAGCUGAUUAAGUGGAAAGGCCAUCUUUCGCGAAGCACGCUUCGCUUCGGCAAUCAUCCUGAUGGGGAAAGCUCAGUAGAUCCGGAGGAAGCCGACGCUGACAAGAGGAAAGGACAUCUCUCCCUGCAAGACCUUAAGAAGCUGUUUGAAGGCUGGGAAACCGGCCCAGGUUCUGCAUAG
Molecule: messenger RNA, 4872 nt
Organism: Eimeria maxima
Lineage: Eukaryota; Apicomplexa; Conoidasida; Eucoccidiorida; Eimeriidae
Product: DNA repair protein, putative
Exons: 11
Coding region: 1-4872 (1623 amino acids)
Molecular function (GO): metal ion binding; ATP-dependent chromatin remodeler activity; ATP binding
Source: RefSeq, a predicted model, not a curated record